Molecule: messenger RNA, 1522 nt
Organism: Vicia villosa (hairy vetch)
Lineage: Eukaryota; Viridiplantae; Streptophyta; Magnoliopsida; Fabales; Fabaceae
Exons: 1
Coding region: 31-1377 (448 amino acids)
Source: RefSeq, a predicted model, not a curated record
CCCACCACAAUUAUAUCUAAUUCCUUAGAUAUGAGUUCUGUCCAAAUCCUUUCCUCCACCACAGUUCAUGCACCAAAUCACUCUAAUCACCACACCAUCGAUCUAACACCAUGGGAUCUUCAAUUCCUCACUUUUGGUUUCAAUCAAAUGGGUUUUCUUUAUCGCCACCAUAACAAAUUAGAUACAACAAAUCAAAUCCUACAUCUCAAACACUCCUUUUCCUCUACCCUUAAUUUUUUUCAGCCCCUUACCGGUCGUCUCAAAAUCACUGAAUACGAAGAUAACACUAUCUCAUGCUCUAUCAACUGCAACAACGAAGGUGCACUCUUCGUUCACGUUGUAGCAAAAAAUAUAAGUGUUGCGGAUAUUCUUGAACCUACUUAUCUUCCUCCUAUUCAUCACUCAUUUUUUUCAUUGAAUGGAGUUAAAAACUACCAUGGGACAUCAAUACCGCUUCUUGCCGCUCAAGUAACAGAGUUAGUCAAUGGCAUCUUUAUUGGCAUCACAAUCAAUCAUGUGCUUGGUGAUGGUUAUUUGUUUUCCCAUUUUACUAAUUCAUGGGCGAGAAUGUCGAAAGGUUGUUUAAAAAUAUCUCUACUUCCGAAUUUUGAACGUUGGUUUCCUAAAGGGAUUGAAUGUCCGAUUAGGUUUCCUUUCACAAUAGAGCCACAAGAAUAUCAUUCUAGUGAUGAAAAUGAAGGAAAGAAACUCAACCCACCAGAGAGAAUAUUUCGUUUCACAAAAGAGAAUAUUGCAGAACUAAAAUUCAAAGCCAAUUUAGAGGCUGGAACAAAGAAUAUAUCUUCUUUGCAAGCACUUUUUACUCAUAUUUGGCGUUCUUUUAUACGUUCUAAAAAUCUUGACCCACAAAUUGAAGUGAGUUUUGUAUUGGAUUUAAGCGUUAGACAAAGACUGGUUCCUCCGUUGCAAGAGGAUUACUUUGGUAAUGCUGUGAUAGAAUGUGUGGUUACCAUGAAAGCUGGUGAAUUGUUGGAAGAUGGCGGACUUGGUAAAGGUGCAUUGAAGAUUAAUAAGAUGAUUUCUUUGCAUUCUGAUGAGAAGUUAAGGAGUCAUUAUGAAAAUUGGUUGAUAAAACCAAGUUUUGUUAUUACUCCUGAUGAUGUUGUGAAUAAUAAUUCAUUGGUGAUUGGUAGUUCACCUUGGUUUGAUGUUUAUGGGAAUGAUUAUGGUUGGGGAAGACCUGUGGGAGUUCGAAGUGGAAGUGCAGAUAAAAGAAAUGGGAAGAUUUAUGUGAAUGCAGGGGUAGAAAAGGGUAAUUUGGAGCUUGAAGUGUGUCAUCCUUAUGAAAUUUUGGAGGCAAUGAGAAAUGAUCAGGAGUUUAUGAUGUGUCCACCUAAUGUGUCUUCUAAGUUAUAAUUAAUGUUAGAUUUUGGGUGUACCAUUUUAGCUUAGAUUCUUUAUUUUGUAUUUGUGUAACACAUGAAUAAUGAUGUGACCUAAGUAUAAUCUUAGUUUUGUAUAUAUUCAACUCUCAAUGGAGUAUACUCAAAUCCUUUUUCUU